Messenger RNA from Bombus pyrosoma, 792 nucleotides. RefSeq lists its product as uncharacterized. The coding region runs from base 30 to 470 and encodes 146 amino acids. The transcript is spliced from 3 exons. Lineage: Eukaryota; Metazoa; Arthropoda; Insecta; Hymenoptera; Apidae. The record is from RefSeq and is a predicted model, not a curated record.
UUACAAACGUUAAUAAAACGCAUAACGGGAUGUGGCAAUGUGUCGUGAAGCAAAAUGACUUAAAUUUUGUAUGGAUAACAAAUAUGAUAUAUAUCAGAGUUCUAGGACCUCCAAAUUGGCGUACGCAUUUGAUGGAAGAUCAGGCAACGCGUUUCUUUUUUGGUUGGUUGCCAAAUGAAGAUUACGUCGGUGUUUUCGUAUUGGUUCUUUUUCUGAUUUUAGUCGCAGCUAUAAUCGUAGGAUCUUAUUAUUACAUAACAAUUCGAGAAACUGCGAAACACAUAUUUGACCUGAGAAAUAUACCGAGAAGUCCAAGAGGCACACAAUAUGAACCACUGACGGACGAAAUGACUACCGAAGAUCAAGCGAUCACUGACGAUCAAAUAACUACCGACGACCAAGCGACUAUUGAAGAUGAAGUUACUGAAGACCAAACGACUACCGAAGAUCAAAGAACUCCCAAACAUUAAGCGGCAACCAAUGAUUAAGCUACACAAUAAACCAUCGCUUUUUUAAGAUGCUUAAUAUAAAAUGUUUAUUGUACAAUUAAUGCAAAUUAUCAUAAUCAUAUUUAAUACAAAUGUUGGUAAUUUACGAUCGAUACACGUUGAUACAGUAUAAUACAUAUAGUAUAAUAACAGUAUGGAUAAAGGAUACGAUAUAAAAUUAUCCCACAAGAUACCACUACGUUUACGAAAAUUCCGGUCUACCAUUUCUUCGAGUACAUUUUCUAAAUAUCGCUUGAAACGAACAUUCUCGUUUACCAUUACGUGGAUCGGUUCCAAAAUAAAA